AUGCAACAAACAUCGCAUCAUCCUGAAAUGAGUGCAGUCAUCAGGAAAUGCUGCUCCCGAGCAGCGGGUGGUCUCGUUUCCUCCAGAAGCUAUGCUAAAUUCAGUACCAUACCAUUCAAUUUUAUACAAUAUGCCCCGGGAACACAUGGAAUACCAGAUGCUACCGUUAACAGCAACCAUAAUCAUCAUUAUAUUCAUUAUGAUCUUUCAUUCUCUUCAUUAUCAUCAUCAUCAUCAUCAUCAUCAUUUGUCAUCAAUGAUCAUAUCAUUAUUCAGCUUAUGCUAAUUUUUGCAUCAUACUAA
Molecule: messenger RNA, 303 nt
Organism: Loa loa (African eye worm)
Lineage: Eukaryota; Metazoa; Nematoda; Chromadorea; Rhabditida; Onchocercidae
Exons: 1
Coding region: 1-303 (100 amino acids)
Source: RefSeq, a predicted model, not a curated record